AUGGCUAGGGUUGUAGGUGUGGCGGUUACCGCUGACGACGGGAACUCUUCCAUGUUCCAUCUCACCGGAAUCCUCUUCAUGGUGUGUAUGGCUGUUGUAGUUAUCUUCAACUGCGGCGACAGCAAGAAGAAGCCCAAACCAAGGAAGAACGUUGUGUACUACGGCGGGGGCGGCCAAAACUAUGCUACUGCGGCGACGACAAGCCACAGCAGCAGUACCGCAGCCAACGUCGCGGUCGGUGCUGCGGUAGGGACCGUCGCUGGUUUCGUCGUUGCUGAUGCCCUCGUCAGUAAUAUCAAUAGCGAUGGCGGUGGCUGUGGUGGCAGUGGCGGUGGCUGUGGUGGCGGUUGCGGUGGCUGUGGUGGCGGUUGCGGUGGCUGA
Molecule: messenger RNA, 381 nt
Organism: Musa acuminata AAA Group (dessert banana)
Lineage: Eukaryota; Viridiplantae; Streptophyta; Magnoliopsida; Zingiberales; Musaceae
Exons: 1
Coding region: 1-381 (126 amino acids)
Source: RefSeq, a predicted model, not a curated record